Erpetoichthys calabaricus (reedfish) is the source of this 3252-nucleotide messenger RNA. RefSeq names its product glycine receptor, alpha 1 (gene glra1). The coding region runs from base 876 to 2219 and encodes 447 amino acids. Gene Ontology annotation, molecular function: extracellularly glycine-gated chloride channel activity; transmitter-gated monoatomic ion channel activity; glycine binding. The transcript has 10 exons. Lineage: Eukaryota; Metazoa; Chordata; Cladistia; Polypteriformes; Polypteridae. Gene Ontology annotation, cellular component: neuron projection; plasma membrane; synapse. The record is from RefSeq and is a predicted model, not a curated record. Gene Ontology annotation, biological process: nervous system process; chloride transmembrane transport; regulation of membrane potential.
UGAAGUGUUUUUUGAGUUUAGUAAAUGACUGCAGCAAGAAAUUCAGAAGGUCUGGCUUCUUUUCAUUCGGAGUAUGUUGACCAUGGCAGAAACACGCUUGAUCAGCUCCUCACAAAAAUCUGAUUUAAUGUAUUAAAUAUCAGAAAGACUGGAAAUUUCAAAAGGUCUGCGCCUCCCUAACUCGCCAAGACAAUGGGACACUCAGAAUGCAGCAGUAACAAUCUACUCUGGGGAAAUUACCGUCUUCAGAAUAAGACAACCUGCAGUAUACUAACCAAAUACAGCAAGGUGCCCGUUACUGCUUGUGAUCUGGUCGAUGUAAUCAUCUCUUUGGGAUAAAUGUGUAUAAUGUAUAUUUAAUGGGAAGAUACACUACUAAGUAAACGUGUUUGGGCUGUGGAUUUUCCAGAGGUAUAACGGUACAAUUUACAGUGGCAGUUGUCGCUCCUGCUGAAAUUGACACUGAAAGCCACUACAACUGUAAGUUCAGGUACAUUCUGGGGGAAAAUUGUCUUCGAGCCUCUGCGUGUAGAACAAAGGAUUUAAAACCGCGAAUUUCCUAUAGUAAAAGGAGAUUUAUAAAGCAAGCUGAAUGUGGAUACAAGACUGUUUAACGUAACCAAGUAUUUUGUAUCUACAGUCCAGAAAUCAGCGGUUUGAUGAACGAUUAUGCGAAUAAACGCUCAGUGUCCUAAACGGUUUACGGGACUUUACCAUCGCGCUGAUCUGUUUAGGAAACAUCGACAAUUUUGAACGGUGUAUUCUGUACACACCCUUUAAAAAAGGAGAUUUGCUCACCUUGGGAGUGCAACAUAAAGCUAGAGAUUCGACUAAUUCGUCAACAGAUCAGAUCACCGUUUUCUUCAGAAGCAAAUAUGUACCGUUUAAACGCACUUGGAAUUUAUCUGUGGGAAACAAUAGUAUUUUUCAGCUUGGCUGCCUCCAAAGAAGCGGCUGCUCGAAAAGCCACUACUCCAAUGGCUCCGUCUGAAUUUCUGGAUAAGCUCAUGGGCAAGGUGUCUGGAUAUGAUGCAAGAAUCAGACCUAAUUUUAAAGGUCCUCCAGUAAAUGUCACAUGCAACAUCUUUAUCAACAGCUUUGGAUCUAUUGCUGAAACCACAAUGGAUUACAGAGUGAACAUCUUUCUACGGCAGCAGUGGAAUGACCCUCGUCUGGCCUACAGUGAGUACCCUGAUGACUCCCUUGAUCUGGACCCAUCCAUGUUAGACUCCAUUUGGAAACCAGAUUUAUUUUUUGCCAAUGAGAAAGGAGCCAACUUCCAUGAAGUCACAACUGACAACAAACUGCUGCGAAUUUCAAAAAACGGAAAUGUAUUAUACAGCAUCAGAAUAACACUGGUACUGGCUUGCCCAAUGGACCUGAAGAACUUUCCUAUGGAUGUGCAGACAUGUAUUAUGCAGUUGGAGAGCUUUGGUUACACCAUGAAUGACCUCAUCUUCGAGUGGGAUGAAAAGGGAGCUGUGCAGGUGGCUGAUGGACUAACGUUACCUCAGUUUAUUCUUAAAGAAGAGAAAGACUUGCGCUACUGCACAAAACACUACAAUACAGGCAAAUUUACAUGCAUUGAGGCUCGCUUCCAUCUGGAGAGACAGAUGGGCUACUAUCUUAUCCAGAUGUAUAUCCCAAGUUUACUCAUUGUCAUCCUAUCCUGGGUGUCCUUUUGGAUCAACAUGGAUGCUGCUCCAGCACGAGUUGGUCUGGGGAUCACUACUGUACUUACAAUGACCACACAGAGCUCAGGUUCAAGAGCUUCACUGCCUAAGGUGUCCUAUGUAAAAGCCAUUGAUAUUUGGAUGGCAGUGUGUUUGCUCUUUGUGUUUUCUGCCCUGCUGGAAUAUGCUGCAGUAAAUUUCAUUGCACGGCAACAUAAGGAGCUCCUUCGCUUUCGCAAGAGGAGGCGACACCACAAGGAGGAUGAAACUGGAGAAGGUCGAUUCAGUUUCGCAGCGUACGGGAUGGGUCCAGCUUGCCUGCAGGCCAAAGAUGGAAUAUCUAUCAAAGGCAACAACAACAAUGCUCCAGCAACAACUGCCCCACCUGAGAAAUCAAUUGAAGAGAUGCGCAAACUUUUCAUCAGCCGUGCCAAAAGGAUCGACACAGUGUCUCGUGUGGCCUUUCCACUUGUCUUCCUGAUUUUUAACAUUUUCUAUUGGAUCAUUUACAAGAUAAUACGCAGUGAAGAUGUCCAUAAGCAGUAAAUCAAAUCAGCAGAAUGGAUAACCAAAUAGCUGUGGUGAUGCAUACCAAGUCUUACAUGUACAUACAAGAUCUAGGGAAGAAGAGAGAGAGAAACAAUUUUAUCAGCAUUUUUUUUUGGAGGGAAGAAACUAUUAAAAUGUAUCUUGCAAUGAUAAUUAGGCUUAUGGGAAAAGCCUGACACAAGGAUUAAUGGUUUGACUGGAGGUUUUAUGUAACUAAUUUAUGUUGUUACUUUUAGGUUCAAGAUUUGUGGAAAUAUAUAGAAAACGUCAUUCUGUCUAGAAUUAGACCACAACAAACCGUAAGAUACACUCAUCAGAAAUUACAGUUUUCCAAACAAUAUAUGUUUCUGUUUUUAGCACAUGAAAGGGUAAUAACAAUGAUAUGGUUAGGCAAAUACAGUUUUUCAGGCUAUAACCUGAAACAAAAACAUGUAUAGCGUCUUUUUGUUCUAAGAACAUGUUGUUGGCAGCUGAACUUUCAUAUAAGAGAAAUGGCCAUACGAUGGACCACAAAUGUAAUUUAAAUUGCCACAGUUUUGCAAGACCACCAGGAGAAGAGGUAUGGAAAUCACAUACAUAUUACCUGCUGUAAAAUGGCCUGAACAGCAAAUAAUUUGUUACAAUGUUUCUGCAUUAAAUGAAAUAGAACUUUUAAUUUUCACAUAUUGGUAUUAUCUCAAGCCUUUUUUUGUCUUAUGUUUGCUGAUUCAGUAUGUUGGCACAAAGUGCUGUUUGUUUAAUUGCUUUGUUAAAUCUUUUUGAGCACCAUAGCCAUUUGCCCCUCAGAGCAGAUUCUGGCAACAUAAAACAAUUUCUUUGCUGGUAUUUUAUUUUCAGUUAUCAAUCUGGAAAAUAAAGUAUUUUGCAUGAAUAUAAUAUAUUAAAAAUAAUGGCAGAUAUUUUUUGGCUUGUAUAAAAUGUGAGCAAACUGAGGAAAUAAAGGAAUGUAAUAUUUCUGCUGUAAAUGUGUAUAGCAAGAUAUUUAUUGAAUUAUGUCUCAAUGCCUAUUCUAAUUAAAAGUUUAAAAUUU